CACACACACACUCUCUCUCUCUCUCUCUCUCUCUCUCUCUCUCUCUCUGAAACCCUAGACCCUCCUCUACGUUCUCUCCUACGUGUACCGGGAAAAGCUCACCGGCGGUGAUCGGAAGGUCGAGAUCGCACGGCAAUGGCGGCGGAGAAGAGCCGGAUCCUGAUCAUCGGGGGAACGGGGUACAUCGGGAGGUACGUGGUGGGGGCGAGCGCGCGGCUGGGUCACCGCACCUUCGCCCUGGUGAGAGACACCGCGCCCGCCGACCCGGCCAAGGCCCAGCUCCUCCAAGGGUUCACGGACUCCGGGGUCACCCUCCUCAAGGGAGAUCUCUACGACCACGCGAGCUUGGUGAACGCAAUCAAGAACGUGGAUGUGGUGAUCUCGACCGUCGGAUUCUUUCAACUGGCCGAUCAGACGAAGAUCAUCGCCGCGAUCAAGGAGGCCGGUAACAUCAAGAGGUUCCUCCCCUCGGAGUUCGGAAACGAUGUUGACCGGACUAAUGCAGUGGAGCCUGCGAAGUCGGCCUUUGCCAUCAAGGUGCAGAUCCGUCGUGCCAUCGAGGCAGAGAAGGUGCCAUACACCUAUGUCUCCUCCAACUUCUUUGCAGGCUAUUUCCUCCCCACGUUGGGCCAGGCCGGCGCGACUGGCCUACCGACCGAUAAGGUCACUAUCUUAGGUGAUGGCAACACCAAAGCUAUCUUUGUGGAUGAAAAUGACAUUGGGACUUAUACGAUCAAAGCUGCGGACGAUCCGAGAACCCUGAACAAGACCCUGUAUCUGAGGCCACCUGCCAAUAUCCUGACUCAUAACGAGCUCGUCUCCCUGUGGGAGAAGAAGGUUGGAAAGACCUUUGAGAGGGUCUAUGUUCCUGAAGAGGAGGUUUUGAAGCAGAUCCAAGAAGCGCCGAUUCCACUCAAUGUGGCGCUCGCGAUCUCUCACUCGGUCUUCGUAAAGGGGGACCACACCAACUUUGAGAUCGAGCCGUCCUUUGGCGUCGAGGCGAGCGAGCUCUACCCCGAUGUCAAGUACACAACUGUUGACGAAUACCUAAACCGGUUCCUUUAAGCAUCCAAAUCCUUUAAGAAGACAUAUCCCGAUAAAAACAGUUCUAUGAGUACUUUUAUGUUUGCCGUGUCGUCAUUAGUGUGCUCCGAUUACUUGUUAUAACUUACCUGUUAUAACCCGUAUUAUUAUCGACGCUCUUGUUGUUUGUUGGAAAUUGCGGGUUUGAACUUUAUGAUAUGAAAUAUGCAAUGAAAUUACAUACUUGUUUUCCCUUUGUUCAUA
Ananas comosus (pineapple) is the source of this 1287-nucleotide messenger RNA. Its product is annotated as isoflavone reductase-like protein. Bases 136 to 1065 code for a protein of 309 amino acids. Gene Ontology annotation, molecular function: oxidoreductase activity. The transcript has 5 exons. NCBI's taxonomy places the organism in Eukaryota, Viridiplantae, Streptophyta, Magnoliopsida, Poales, Bromeliaceae. The record is from RefSeq and is a predicted model, not a curated record.